Molecule: messenger RNA, 10372 nt
Organism: Pocillopora meandrina
Lineage: Eukaryota; Metazoa; Cnidaria; Anthozoa; Scleractinia; Pocilloporidae
Source: the annotation of a GenBank genome assembly
CUGGGAACAUAUCAGUAGUGCGGUGGAGCCGACACGCUCCGAAAUGUUUCGUCCGAGGUAAAAUACCUCCACCGUUUCCAAAAUAACUGUUGGAUCUGGUCUGUGAUCGUCAAAGGAGUAUGUUAAAUUGAUUUUUAUGGCCGUGGAUGACAGCAUUAUUUAAUUAUGGCUACAAGAAGUAACUUGCAGUCGACAGACUCGAAGACGUGUUUUAAGGUGUCCUUGGUCGCGAAGGAUUUUAAUUGCUAACUUGCGGUGUGAAAGCUUCGUUGGAAAGGUCCAUAGAUGGACCUGUUUAUUGAGACGUUAACUGGAACAGCCUUUGAGUUACGAGUCAGCCCUUUUGAAACCAUCAUGAGCGUAAAAGCUAAGAUUCAACGUCUUGAAGGUGAGUGAAAACGCAAGUAUUAUUCUGAGCUUAUGAAUAAUUGUGUGGGAACAACGGCGAACCAUCGAGAACAAAACUAGUCUUGUUUAUCACGAAGAAAUAAAAAGAUCGGUAGGUUUAAAGUUCAUUCUUUUCCUUUCAACGUGUGAAACCCGUCUAUCCGAUGAACGCGUUUUCGAAGGUUUGCCCUCACAUCAGAGACAUAAAUAAUUUAAAAUGUGUGGUGUUGCACCAUUUGUAAACACUGGCCGAAUGGAUGGACUAGUGUACGCUUGAUUUUGAAAUGGAAAUCUUUCCAAAAGGUCAGCGAUAAACGAAGGAUCACGAAGCAACGUGAGUUAUUGAUAAUAUUGGACCCGUUUUAUAUAGAAUGUUUGUUCAUAACCUUGUCUGAGAAAUUAGCUCUUCGAUGGGGUUUUGAUUUUAUAUAACUUAAAUUCUUGAUUUUUUUCCCCUUGGCAUCACUUUCCUAAGUUUGAAAUAAUUCUUAUUAGGAAGGACUUAAACAUUUUGUCACGGUCUGAAGAUUUCCUCUUUAAACAUCUGUGAGCAAGGUUUAACACCUUCAAAGAAUACACUCGAAUAUUUUCACGUUUUUAGGCUUUCGUUAAAAUGUGAUGUUAUCGUUUAUGUAAUUAUUGUACGGAUCCGAUGUGGUAUGUAGAGAUCUGCUAGUUUUUUGGAUAUGUAUUUCAAAAUUAUGCCACUGUUUUGUUUGUUUUUCACAUCGCCUAUUUAAGAUCCUACAUACAUCGAAGCUUUUUCAUUCAAUAUUAUGUCGUGAAAGAUUGUCACGCACACGUUCAUGUAUGUCUACUUGGACUCAGUGUCGCGAAUGUUCUGACCAGAUAUUUGCUCGUUGAUAAGGUUUAUCUGAUCACUGAUGUUUUGGAUGCCAAUAGUCAUCAAUAGUUGUUUAACAAUGUCUUCUGUAGUGUCAUGUAACUGAGAACGUGCAUAUUACUGUUUUUGUUUUAAAACUAUGACACUUCACAGCUAGAUGAAACUGAAAUUUUCAGCCGGAUGCAGUUCUGUCAUAUGUUUAUCUUAAGAUUAGAUUUCCUUUGUGGUCAGUUGCUAAAUCAAGCUGUUACAACACCUAACUUGUUAAUGGAGUUAUCCACUGUACAUGUGAAAGCAUUGACAUGCUUGCAGCUGUCUAAUUUUACUUGGCUGAACCUUAAACUUACAAAUGAUUUGUCUCUAAAGGUGAAAAUGAAGGCUUUGAAAGCUGAGAGCUAAAUUUACCUUUGCCAACAAUGUUUUCAUCAUCAAAUAGACUCUGUUUGUAAACAUUCUUUUCUGUGUUUUUGGCUUUUUCAUGGUUCCUGACAAAAGUUUCCAUUAUCGGAUAUGAAAUUGUAAAUUUUAAAUAUUGUGUCCUGUCCUUGGUUUUUCCCAAAAUUGUUCAACUAUCAUGAAUUAUGUCUGAAGGUUUACAGUCAAGUUGCCUGAGAGUCAUCUUGCCUGAAGUCAUGUUGCCGAAAUCUGAGUUAUGUUGCCUGAAAAAAAAAGUCAAGUAGCCUGAAGAAACAAAUACUAAAAAGAUCUGAAUUUCAGAUUGUAAAUAGGCAAUAAAGUUGAGAAAUUUUUAUCUCUAAAGCGCUCUUUGUAUCCAACAACACCAUGAAGAUUCUUAAAGUGUUCUUCGUUUCUAACAACAAAGGGAAGUGUUCUCCGUUUCUAACAAAAAAUGAAGCAUUGUUUGUUUGGUAUGUACUUGUCUCUUACUCACAGAUAUUUUGUAAGCUUGAGAAACUUUUUCUUGGUUUCCAACAAAGCCUCUCUUGCAACUUUGCUUAUAUUCUGACGGAAAUUAGAGCACUUACGUCAUUGGUGCAAACAAGCCCUUAAUGAAUGUGAAAACUAACAUGAUGUACUGAAUUAUUUCAAUUAAUAAACAUACCAUACGUAUCAGUUCUUUGUAAAAAUCUAAUAUGUGAAUGUUUUAUUAAAACUGCAGGCAUUCCAAUGUCUCAGCAGCAUUUGAUAUGGAGAUCAGCUGAGUUAGAAGAUGAUUAUUGCCUCCAUGAUUAUAAGUAAGUAUGUGUAAAUGUGUAAGCUUUAAAGUUGAUAAUAGUUGAAUGAUUUUGUGUAGUAAUCAUGUUCUUGUAAAAAAUAUGUCAGGUUGAUUUGGAUGUCAAAUCCUUUAACUCCAUCAUAUCCCCUGAAGGUGAUUCCUCAGCAUUGCACUGCGCAUCCUGUAGUGCAUAUAAAAUCACAAGGCAAAUAAGCACUGACAUAUUCCAAGAACAUGGUAUUGUUUUACAGUAAAUAGACCCAGUAAAGAGGUGUGAUUGUCUUUUGCUCUUGAAUGAGAAUAGUGACCAAUAUUUUUACUGCAUACUUUUAGUGUACAAAUCAUCCCCUUUCAAUUUGAAAAAAUUUCAAAACAACUCAUGGAAGGGAAAAAAGAUAAAGCUAAAGCAUGCACAAAACACCUGAUUCAAAACGAUACAAACCAUGACCUUGAGGGCAAACAUUUGAGGAACAUUUUGAGUUGAUGUUGUUUAAAACUGCGUGAUUUUUCACAAAUAAUGUAUCAAAUUGUUCUUAACACAAGACUUUCUAUCUAUCAAGUUUUUUUCAAGUAUUUCUUAAAAAACCCUUGCUUCCAGCUAUGUCAUAAUGUACUGAUGACAUGACUUGCAUGAUUAAUGCCAGUAUGGGCAUAAAUGGGGGGAGUUUGGCCCAUCAUAUCUCUUAAACAAGCAUGGCAACAUAUCUUUAUAGUUGUUUUUUUUUUUUAAACAGACAUUGUUACAGAACAAUUAAGGAAAGUUUUAAAAAAAUUGUCCAGUUACUUUUUUUUUUUUCUGAGGAAUCACCUUAAACCAACUUGAGACAAGAUGCCAGGUGUUAACCUGGGAUUUUAUCUAGAGUCAGUCUGGUUUUAUGUUUAAAACAAUAAGUUUUACAUUGACUCUUCAAAGUACAGGAAUGAAAUCGAAAAAUAGAGACAAGAAAAAAAUGUGAACAUCACAGGAUAUUAUGUAUGGUCACCCAUCACCCAUCACCCAUGGGCUUUACUUCAGUAAGAAGCACAAGCAUGUUGCUAAUUUCCAUAUCUGACUAUGACGGCACUAAAGUGAAUUUUUAACAUUGUCUGUCACAGGCAUCUCACAUGAUUAAAUUUCUUUUAGUGAUGCAGAGAAAUUGUUUUGGAGGUCAGUCACCAACAAAAUGUUGGUACUCAUUUAGAAAAAUGCAGGAAAUUAGACAAAUACUUAUUUAAUCUUAAUUUGUUGCCCAAAAAGGUAGUUUUCAUAUGAAAUUUUGAAGAAUGAUGACACAUCACCAAGGCCAGAUUGAGGGUUUUUUGUAUACUUAAGCAGUUACUCUCUCUUCACAGCAUAAUAUCUGAUCAGCAAUACACUUAAAAUUUGCUAAAAUCUCUUUAAUUGAACUCAACCUCAAGCACUCUUCAUUCUUAAAUAAGUUUGGCUUAUUUUUCAUUUCUCCUCAUCAAUUUAGUAUUACAGAUGGAGCAACAUUACAACUGGUGCUAGCCAUGAGAGGAGGCCCUAUUAAUACAAGAAGAAGUGAGUUAAUCUGAAUCUAAAACUACAUCCUGUAGACUUUUUUAAUGCAAUAGUGGGAAUGUCAUUUCAUAGGUGCACUAAUGCUCAAACCUCAGGGCUCCUUUUCAAUUAUUGCUAUCUUUUAGUUUGGGCAAAUAUAACUAUAGCUUUUUCUAACAAAAAUUCUCUACCAUUAAUGAGAGAGAAUAAUGAGUGAGACCAUCAAUUUGUGUUUUCUACCACUUUUGAGGUAAUUAGUCUGGGGUUAAUUAAAUACAGCUUUAUAUUAAGUUAUGAACAUCUUCAAUUUGCUCUCUUGAAGUUCCUGUUGAAGAUCCUACUAUACGAGAAAUGGCUGAGUACAUGGAAGUCAACAGGUGAAAUUUUGUCAUUCUUAAGACUUAGGUUUGCUUGAUAUUCAUAAUCAAGUUUAUUUAAACAGAUGCCUGUGGUCAUGGUAAUAUCAUGGAACUAUCAUGAAUCUACACUUUCCAUAAACAUUGAAAAGAAAUUAUCAAUUAUUUGUUUAUUCCUCUCACAAGUGACACUAUUAUUAACAUUUAGAUUUGUUCCUUUUUGCAGGGAAGAAAUAUGGGAUAAACUACCCAAAGAUAACCGCCAAGUGACGUUACUUGUUUUUAGGUAACUCUCUAAACUUCUUAGACUAUGAUGAACCUAAUUGUGGUUCUUGUAAAUUAGCCUGCCAAUCUUCAUAAACACAAGGCAAAAUAAUAGAAUUUCACCCAACACUAAGGGUCAGUUGACAGACAAAUGCAUGCACAUAAAAUAUUCUUCUCCCUCUUAGUCAAGGAAGUCUUCACUUUCUUUCUGAUCAUAUUAUUUUAUUGAUAUUGUUGUUGUCAUGAUUAUUAUUAAUAUCAUUAUUAUUUAUCAUCAUUAGCAUUGUUUAGUUUGUCUGCUUCAUUAUUUAGUGUGGCCAGGGGGGUGUCUUUUGACAUCAUACAUAUAUUUAAUGGAUGACAACUUUUUGGAAUGUGUUGUGCUUCAAUCUGCAGUCUAAUAUUUCCAGGAAUUUCACUGAUUUUUUCUUCAAUGCCUUGUAUAACUCCAAGAGCACCCACUACAAUCAGAAAAGCCAUUUUUCUUACAUGUGAAUCUCUCACAUUCAUGAGAUUUCUAUUUCCAUAUCUUUUUACUUUUCAAGGUUUCCUAUAGCUAUUUAAAAUAUUCUCAAUAGAAGAGUAACUUUUGGUGGAUCACCAUCUAUGCCCCUGUGAAAAUACAAGAAUAGUACUUAGUCCUACCUUAAGAACAAUAUUGCCUUACACUGCUAUUAUCAUGAUCUUCAUUCACUGAUUUUAGUUCCAUUUUGAUGUUGACAUUACAAUAUUUUUUAGGGAUGGAGAUCAGUUGAACUUUUUGGAAUGUGUUGUGCUUCAAUCUGCAGUCUAAUAUUUCCAGGAAUUUCACUGAUUUUUUCUUCAAUGCCUUGUAUAACUCCAAGAGCACCCACUACAAUCAGAAAAGCCAUUUUUCUUACAUGUGAAUCUCUCACAUUCAUGAGAUUUCUAUUUCCAUAUCUUUUUACUUUUCAAGGUUUCCUAUAGCUAUUUAAAAUAUUCUCAAUAGAAGAGUAACUUUUGGUGGAUCACCAUCUAUGCCCCUGUGAAAAUACAAGAAUAGUACUUAGUCCUACCUUAAGAACAAUAUUGCCUUACACUGCUAUUAUCAUGAUCUUCAUUCACUGAUUUUAGUUCCAUUUUGAUGUUGACAUUACAAUAUUUUUUAGGGAUGGAGAUCAGUUGAAUUUUUUUCGAGUGGUGGACAGAGGUGAUGGAACACUGACUCCUCUUUCAGACUCGUUAAGGUAUUUGCACAUUUGUAUCUAUAUUUGUAUCUUAACUGGUAUCAGUAAGGAAUGGUAAUUUUCUUACAACAGACAUUGGCAAUUUUCCAGUGCCCUGUUAAUAAUAUGCAUAACAGAUUUGACAUCCACAUAAGAUUACUAUUAACCUUUGGGGAUGCAGUUUGUAAAGUUGUUUUUGUACAGAUUGUGUUCAAAGAAAUCCUCAAAAACUCAUUAUCACAGGAAAGUUUCUUUGAUAAAGAAGGAAAAAUAGCUAAUAUUAGCAUUAAAACAAGUUUGACAUAUAUGCUAAACCCUCCUUCAUACAAUCAUCUGUAAAUGUGAACAACUUUAGGCCAUUAUUUAUGUGAUGACUUUUUGUUGUAAUAAGUUGAGAUUUUUUGGUUGCUUUCUCUACUUGACCUGUGCUCACAUAUGCUGUAAGGAUAAUAUUUUACUGUUAACUGUGAUUUCUAAGUUUGAUUUGAAUUUUCAAAUAUUGAUUUACAGUGCUUUAUUUAUAUUAAGCUAUCAUGGUUCUUUUCAUUAAAAAAUGUAGUGGUGCUUCAAUGUAUAAUUUGUAUGAUGAAGAGGAAGAGGAUAAUCCACCACCAAUAUCACAGGUUUGUUUCAUCAAAACUCAUUGUUUUAUGAAUUUCAAUGUACAGUAACUGUUGAGUUUACGACAUCUCAAAUUCCCCUCAAUUUUUGCUUUGCUUGUUACAAUACACGUACACUUAAUUAAUGAUUGGAUUUAAACUUCUUUGUUCCAUUAACAGUUUAUUCAAGGAUUUCAUGUGUUGGACAAAGUUUAAAAAGGGUUUCAGAUUCAAAGGAAUUCAAACCAGUUAGAACCAUUUUAACUUGAAAUUUCAUAGUACCAUCAAGUUUCAUUCCCUUUUGUUUUGAACCCACAUAUCAAUUUAAAAAUAUGAAAUUUUCCAAAUAGUUAACUGGUUCACCCUCUUUAUAAGUUUCCAGACAGUUUAGCUGAAAUUUAUCUUUGUAUGUCUGACUUUCCUUGAAUGUCAUUUUUGUCAUCAUGCUGUUUUGUACUUGGUUUCAUCAUCAAACCCUUAGUGGGCUAAUAAAACUCUCUCAUAAAUUGAUUUUUAUUACUACAUCUACUUGUGUCUGGUGUGAAAGUAUUAGGAAUACAUACCUUUAAGUUUCAUUUUAGUGCUGGUGAGGUGAUGGGUUUUUAUAUAAUAAUUUCAGGAAGCCAUUAAGGAAAACAGUGUCACCAUGAACAAAAUGAGAGUUCUCAAGAAUAAAAUGGAAUCACAGAAAAACAUGAAGGUAGGGAAUUGAACCAUCCAUUGAGGGUAACCUGCUGUAUAAGUGUUAGGAAUCCACACAAAUAAGUGUCAUGAUGUGAAAACAUCUUUUCUUAUUCACCAACUGAAAUACUGAUAACAAGCCAUACAGGUCUCUUACAACAAGAAUAGAAUUGAGGAAUCUUACAUAAACAUUAAGUUUUCAGAGAGAGAGAUGGUGUGUGUUUGAGGUCAAUUCAUUUUACUUUACUUUUCUACUGAGCAAUGAAUAAUUUUGUCUUUUUUUGUAUACAAGGAGGAGGCAGAUAAGUCUGUGGUAUAAACAGAGAAAGUUUUUUAGAACUUUUCUUUAACCAGAUGGGCAUUUGAUUUUUAAGCAAUAGAGGAUAUUAGGAAUAGUUUUGUGCCAAGAAUUUUUGUGCAUAAUUGUUUGGUUUUGAUUUUAUUUCAGCCUAAAUAUCAACCAGCACCACCACCCACUGAAAAACCUUCCAGUGCAUCCAUUUUCAGUGCACGAAGAAGGUAAAUUCAGUUGUUAGUAAUAUUCAGACAUUUAUUUAUUAAUCCACAGUGUAAGUGAUUGUAGAAAUUUUUUACUGUUUCUUGUUUGCAAUAGAUGUGGCUAUAUCUCAGACUUUUAAUGUGGAGGAUUGUUGGAGAGCAAUUGGGAUAUGACAGGAGAUGAUAACAAAUGGACCUGCACAAGGAGGAGGGAGGGGAAAGGGGGGAAAAAAUUAUAUUGAUUAUCUAUUUCCCUCCCCUUCCUUUCCAGUUUUUGUAGUAUGAUAAGCAGCUUUAAAGAUAUCCUUGAGUGUUUGCCCUGAAAAGGCAUUUGUGUCAGAGACCAUUGCUUGUUGUCUCUCUUGAUAGGAUUUAUUGACUUUUCUUCCAGGUUGCAAUUAACCUCUGCUUCAGCUGCAACAAAGACUCACGAGACAGCAUUCCGAGUUGUUGAUCAUCAUUCAGCAAGUAGACAUCAACCUAAGGCAGGAGCAAUUCAAGGUUCACCUUCAAAACAGUCAAGUGCGACAAGCAGGGUGACGCCCAAAGGGCCUUUGCCACCUGUAAAUACAAGAAGGAAAACAAGUCAAAUUGAUGUAUCAGACUUUUUAGUACAAUCUAGCCAGGAUACAAAAAUUGUUCCUUCAAGUCGAACUCUUUCAAGGAGUGCAAUUAAAGAAGGAAGAAAGACAAUAUCAGAGAUAGUGAAAGACUCUAAAGAAAUUAAACCACUGGGAAGUAUAUCAAAACCUGUGAGUCAUCACAAGGAAACAAGGACUUCAAGCCCAUCACAUGGGGCAACUAGUUUAGAUUACGCAUCUGGAAGUGCUAGUUUACGACGAUCAAGAAUUCCUGAGGAUUCUUCCAAUAUUAGGUAUCCUUUAGAUUUGUCAACAGGAAGUGGUGGAUUCAGACGGCUUCGUGGGAUGGACAAUCGGGUUCCAACUCCUGAAGGAAGAAGAUCCGGACUUUUGGUUAGUAUGGAUCAUAGCUUUUUUUACCACUCCUUCUGUAAAUCAAUUUUUUAGUUUUAUCAAUUUGAUGAGCAAAAGACUACCUUCACUGUUGUAAUUUCAAUUCUAUAAAGUAGUACAAUGAGGUAGUACAAUUAAAAGUUUUAUGAAGGAAGCAGCACAGAAAACAUAAGUUAAAUGUUAUCUGUCAGUUUUUCAGAAUUUCUCCUGAGAAGUAUUUUUUCAAGGCCUUUAUUGACUAAGAUAAUUCAUGUGAAAAAGUGAAUCCUCUUGUGUCUUGAAAUUAUCCAACUCAAGGAAACUUGCUUUUAAAUCUCCAUUCAUGGUAAAGAGUAUCAAAUCAGAGUAGAGACUGAGAUUUUCAGUGGACAAGUACAAUAACUGUUACUGAUUAUAUCCACAUUUGCAUUUGCAGAAUGAUUCCCUGUCAUAUUCAUAUCGAAUUUCUCAUGGAAGUGCAUCGAAUAGUGAGUAAUUUAUAUUAUAUAAAGUACCACUCUUCAACAUUGUAACUUGUUUUAUUAAAUUUAUUAUUUGAUUACAAUAUUCAGAAUAUGCUGAAUUGAUGGCAUUGUCUUUUCUAUUUUAGAUUCUCCUUCACACUCUCAUCAUCUUCCUCCUGUAAAAACAAAACCACAUCCACCGCCUCAAUUGUUACCUGUUAAAAAGAAGACUAGAUGUUUUAUGUGUGGGAAAAAAACAGGAUUAGCCACAACAUACCAAUGCAGGUAAGCUUAAUUGUGAUUUUGGCUGUGUAUAAUUUUGGAUACAAUAACUUUAAAUCAUGCAACACAUUAAAUGCAUUAAGUGUUUCCUGUGUUAUUUAUUUAUUUAUUUUUUAUUUUUGGUGUAAAUUUUUUGAUGGUGAUUUCUGUGGCUGCUUUUUAUUUAUAGCUCACAGGUUUUCACUAAAAACCAGUUACUAUCAAUCUUCUGUAGUCUAGGUGGCCUAGACUGCAGAAGUAGUAUUAUUAGUAGUAUAAUUAUUAUCAUUAUCUUGCUGGUUUUAUUAUCCUUAAAAUGUUUGUGGUGUGAUGCUUAGUCUGUGUUUUUCUUUUGCCACAGAUGUGGAAAUUCAUUUUGUGCAACUCACCGUUAUGCAGAAGCUCACAGCUGUACAUAUGACUACAAAAGUGAAGGAAGAAAAAUAAUUGAACAGAACAAUCCAGUUAUAGCAGCACCUAAGCUCCCCAAAAUCUGACAGUUUCCUUGGUAGCACUUAUGUACAGUUACAAGUCAGAUGAAUAUAUUUUGUAAAUAUGUUUCAGGUCAAUUAAAAAUUAAUGCCUUGAUGGUUUGCAUCAUAGAGAAUUGAAAGUCACUGGGAUAUUGAAGUUUCCUAAUUUUGUUUACCUUUGGUACCAUGGCAACUGCUGUUACCAUUUACUUUGUCUGAAAAAUCUUGGUAGCCCAUCCUAUAUUAAUCCUAAGCAGUAAAAUUGCUGUGCAAUGUAUGUUUAGAUUUUUGGUUUGUUUCCACUUAGUAUCAGUGGUUUGAAAUACAAUUUUUUGCAGUCCUUAUCAUUAUUUAAACUUUAUUCGAGGUGGGGCUUUGUUAACAUUUUUAAUGGUUUGUGGAUUUCUAUAUAGACUUCUUUUAUAGUUUUCUUUUUGUCUAAUAUUAGAGGUCUGUAGUAACUUUAGACAUUCUGCUUAGUGGUAGAUAAGUAUGGUUACAUUCUAUUCAGGAGUGGUUCAUGAAACUUUAAAUAUAGUAAGAUUCCUUUCUCUUUGUCCAUAAUUCAUUGUACAUAAAUUAUUGCAAAGCUAAUCCAUGGUCACUUGUAAACAAACUGAACUACUUAAAGGAGGAGGUAAAGGAGUGAAAUAAAAGAAAAAAUGUAAUGGUAUUGCUGUAGACCUCUGAAUUAUUUUUGGUCUGUUUGAUGUUUGCCUUUUGUUAC